Molecule: messenger RNA, 2293 nt
Organism: Musa acuminata AAA Group (dessert banana)
Lineage: Eukaryota; Viridiplantae; Streptophyta; Magnoliopsida; Zingiberales; Musaceae
Exons: 11
Coding region: 143-988 (281 amino acids)
Source: RefSeq, a predicted model, not a curated record
GGAGAGGAGGAAGUCUCUGAGCGUGUCAGGAUCCCGACGUCGCCCUCUUCGUUAUCGGGCGAGGACACCCUGAUGCGCGACCUCGAAACCUCCGACGCGAUUUCUUGAGGUCCUUCUGUUGUUUGGGUUGAAAUCGACCGCCAUGGCGGCUCCCUUCUUCUCCACCCCCUUCCAGCCCUACGUCUACCAGAGUUCCCAAGCAGCAGUAACAGCUUUUCAGAUACUGGGUGGCGAGUCUCAGAUUGUUCAGAUAAUGUUAAAAGCACAAGAAAAACUUAUCGCAAUGCCUGGUACAGUGUAUUACAUUUCUGGGUCGAUUCAAAUGGACAAUAACUACAUCCCUGAAAAUGAGGCAGGAUUCUGGCAGUGGAUCUUUGGCAAACGUGUGACAAGUGUAGUUAUCUCAAAUUCUGGUCCAGAAAAUGGAUUUGUUGGAAUUGCAGCACCAUCUCCUGCAAGGAUACUUCCAAUUGACUUGGCAAAUUUUGGCGGUGAGAUUCUUUGCCAGCCUGAUGCAUUUCUUUGCUCAGUCAAUGAUGUGAGAGUUUCCAGUAGAGUUGAUCAGAGGCCCCGCAACCUUGAGGUUGGUGCAGAGUUGAUCCUCAAACAGAAGCUAGAAGGCCAGGGGUUGGCAUUUCUUCUUGGGUGUGGAUCUGUAGUGCAGAAAAUUCUUGCUCCUGGAGAAGUAUUUAUAGUUGACGCUGCAUGCAUUAUAGCUAUGACAAGCUCUAUCAAUUUUCAACUGAAGUACUCCAGUCCGAUGAGGAGGGUGGUCUUUGGGGGUGAUAACCAAUUGAUGGCCACUCUCUCAGGUCCUGGAGUCGUGUUUAUCCAAAGUUUACCUUUCCGUCGGCUUUCCCAACGUAUCGCAAGAGCUGCUGCCGCUCCAAGCUUGAGGGAUAACCCAAAGUUCUUCAUGCAGAUCGCGCUCUUGUUCUUUCUUGCGUAUGUCAUGAUUGUUUCAUCACUGAUUUUGACCGAUGUCUAGUUCCUCCCCUCCAUUUCUCAAAGUUCUUUUAUUCUGAUGAAAUCCACCUCAGCACGUCGGAGUUUAUCUACAACUAGCCGUGACUAUUCUUUUCCCCGCCGCUUUCUCCGCUACUGCAGUGUGUCCACCUCCGCUUCCUGCAGCCGAGCCCCUCUCAUCUGCCCAUGCAUCGACAACGUGCCAACUCUGCCGUCGUCGGUGUUGGUUUUUUGAUCGCAUGAAGCUAUCUAUACAUAGCUCGAUCGACCGAGAGGACCGACGACGGAUGGGCGCAAGACCCGGCGUUGCAGGUGGCCAUGUGGACCGAUAAGGUCACCACGAGGGAAGCGCUAGAAGCCACGACGAGGUCCAUCGACGACAGCUCGAUCGAGCGUCGAGAUGUCGCAACCAUUGCGACGGUGGAGUCCACGACCUGGGCCGAGGUUGUCUGCCCUAGUGUCACGACCUUAGCUGGUUUUGCCUAAGGCGUGCGGCACCCUCGCGCGUCCGUCCGUAAAGGUCAGCCUCCCCGAAGCCUCCCAUUGUCCCUUAGGACCAACAAAAGAGAGAACGGGUUAAAAAGAACGCCUCAAUCGGGAUCCACAAGCAAACAUGUCCGAAAAACACUUCAUAGACAAUGCAAAUUACAAACAGACUUUACAAGCUCUGAAUAGUUGCACAACAAAGGGUAAAAUGGUCCAUUACAGACCAAAAAGCUCUCGCUCGUGUCCACUUGACACAACCUUUAUUUACAAGCCUAAAAAGGCCACCAACCCAACUAACAUGGGACUAUUUAGCCUUCGGCCGCCCCUCUAUCUGCUGUACAAGGCAUGAACAUGCCAAAAGACAACGGACAGACAUAAGCAUUACAUCCAACAUCUUGUUUAGAAGUUUGUCCGUUACAUUCUCCCCCACUUAUCCCUUCGACGUCCUCGUCGAAGCCUUUGUGAACACUGCAACUCUUCGCCUUUGCUGAGUCUUCAAUCUUCCGCUCCAGCUGCAAUGCGCCUCCUAGCUCCCAGCUGCUCUCCGCUGCUGUAUCUGAGUAGUCGAACCUUUGAUCCGCCAUGCUGCUUCAACUCACCAAUGACUCUGACUCUGGUGUGGGGGGUUGGCUGAGUUGUGUUGAUCCUUGUUGAUUCCUACGGAUCCACCAAAUGAAGGAAAAGACCAUCCUUACUGCUCCAGUCUCUCAAAAUUUCCACAUGCUGCUUGAACUGGGUGGAUGCUUGUUGGAGCUUUAACGAGCAUCGUCUCGCAAACUUCUGAAGUUUUGGGUCCUUCCUCCACAAAAUCUGCUCAUUGACUCUUCUUUCAGUUAGUUGU